Molecule: messenger RNA, 867 nt
Organism: Clonostachys rhizophaga
Lineage: Eukaryota; Fungi; Ascomycota; Sordariomycetes; Hypocreales; Bionectriaceae
Source: the annotation of a GenBank genome assembly
AUGGCCGCAAGGAACAAGCAUCUCCUCGCCUUCUUCUCCCGCUCCCUCACCAACUUCCAGUCCUCCAGCUCCCCCUUCCAGAUUCUCUGCACCCUCCUCCCCCAUGAAGCCCAGCAGCAGAUCGACAACCCCCGGCCUCUGCCGCCGUCCCAGCCCGUCCCCCACCUCACCAUCCUAGAUUCGAGCUUCAACCCGCCCACAGCCGCCCACCGUGACAUGGCCCUCUCAGCCACUACUAGCAACCCCUCCUCGCCCUCCCGGAUCCUCCUCCUCCUGGCCGUCCAGAACGCAGACAAGGCGCCUCGCCCCGCCCCCUUCGAGCUGCGACUCUGCAUGAUGGAGGCGCUGGCGCGCGAGAUCUUCCACCGCCACGACGGCACAGGUGCGGGCUCCGCCGUCACCGCCGUGGACGUGGGCGUCACCACCCGGCCGUACUUCCACGACAAGGCGCGCGCGGUGAGGGAGUCGGGCUUCUACGCUGGACUCGGGGACAUGACGUUCCUGGCCGGGUUCGACACGCUGAUACGGGUGCUGAAUCCGAGGUACUACGGUGGUGAGGAGGGCAUGGCGGAGGCGCUGGGUCCGUUCUUCGGGAUGUCCAAGCUGAGAGUCACGAUGAGGCCGGGCGGUGAUUGGGGUGGGGUGGAGGAGCAGGAGGGAUAUCUGUCAAGGCUACAGGGUGGAGGUUUUCGGACCGAGUGGUCGGGGAGGGUAGAGAUGGUCGAGGGGUCUGGUGGGAGUGUGGGAGUGAGCAGCUCGAGGGUGAGAGAGCUGGUGAGCCAAGGGAAGACGCAAGAUCUGGCGAGUCUGGUCGGUCGGGACGUUGAGCAGUUUAUUAGAACGGAAGAGCUAUAUAAAGAGGAAUAG